AUGAUAUUCCGACACAGUCUAAAGGACGGCCACGGGCUAAUGGAGCUAUCGAAUCCAAAUGGGCUCCCUAUAGUCAGCGUUAUAUCUAUGGCAGCGCCCCGUCGCCCAGCCGUAAUCAGGAGCGAAGAUUCGUUGAUGAAGUAUGCUAAUCCCAAUGAUCGCCAGCUAGCCAAGGAGAAAAUGCGCAUUGUUCUCCGGCUCUCUGCGUGGAAAAGGCACCGGAAAAUUGUCCUAGGUGCAUUGGGAUGUGGUGCUUUCAGGAACCCGCCAGAGGAGGUAGCCAGCUGCUGGGCGGAAGUUUUUGCAGAGCCGGAGUUCCGUGGAGGUUGGUGGGAGAAGGUAGUGUUUGCAGUGAUAGAUGAGACGGGAUUGGGGAGGGAAGGGAAUGGCAAUGUAGGAAUAUAUUUUAGGAGGUUGGAUGGAAUUGAGGUGUAA
Paracoccidioides lutzii Pb01 is the source of this 435-nucleotide messenger RNA. RefSeq lists its product as hypothetical. The coding region runs from base 1 to 435 and encodes 144 amino acids. The record is from RefSeq and is a predicted model, not a curated record. The transcript has a single exon.